This is a messenger RNA of Chrysochloris asiatica (Cape golden mole), 465 nucleotides long. Its product is annotated as cytochrome c oxidase subunit 5A, mitochondrial-like. The transcript has 4 exons. Gene Ontology annotation, biological process: mitochondrial electron transport, cytochrome c to oxygen. Gene Ontology annotation, cellular component: mitochondrial inner membrane. The coding region runs from base 1 to 465 and encodes 154 amino acids. NCBI's taxonomy places the organism in Eukaryota, Metazoa, Chordata, Mammalia, Afrosoricida, Chrysochloridae. The record is from RefSeq and is a predicted model, not a curated record.
AUGCUGGGCGCCGCUCUCCAACGCUGUGCUGUAGCCGCAGCCACAGCCGCAGCCGCCCGGGCCGGCCCUCGAGGCCUUCUGCACUCCGCCCCGGCUCCCGGCCCCGUCACCGCUAUCCAGUCAGUUCGCUGCUACUCCCAUGGUUCUCAUGAGACAGAUGAGGAGUUUGAUGCUCGCUGGGUGACAUACUUCAACAAGCCAAAUAUCGAUGCCUGGGAAUUGCGUAAAGGGAUGAACACGCUUGUUGGCUAUGAUCUGGUUCCAGAACCCAAAAUCAUCGAUGCUGCUUUGCGGGCAUGCAGACGGUUAAAUGAUUUUGCUAGUGCUGUUCGCAUCCUAGAGGUUGUUAAGGACAAAGCAGGACCUCAUAAGGAAAUCUACCCCUAUGUCAUCCAGGAACUUAGACCAACUUUAAAUGAAUUGGGGAUCUCCACUCCAGAGGAACUGGGUCUUGACAAAGUGUAA